Molecule: messenger RNA, 684 nt
Organism: Sphenostylis stenocarpa
Lineage: Eukaryota; Viridiplantae; Streptophyta; Magnoliopsida; Fabales; Fabaceae
Source: the annotation of a GenBank genome assembly
AUGAUCACCUUCAACCACUCUUCUCAAUUGUACCAUGUUUCCCCUGAGCUCAACUCUUCUUUCGAUUCCUCAUCUCCACCCUCGGAGACCUCUCGCGGUGUGGCAUUCUCCGACGAGGAGGUUCGGUUGGCUGUGAGGCAUCCGAAGAAGAGGGCGGGGCGGAAGAAGUUCCGGGAGACACGCCACCCUGUGUACCGGGGAGUGAGGAUGAGAAACUCGGACAAAUGGGUGUGUGAGGUGAGGGAGCCAAACAAAAAAAGCAGGAUUUGGCUAGGAACUUUUCCCACCCCGGAGAUGGCGGCGCGGGCUCAUGAUGUGGCGGCGAUGGCUCUCAGAGGCCGGUAUGCCUGUCUCAACUUCGCUGACUCAAGGUGGCGGUUACCGGCCCCUGCCAGCGCCAGCGCCAAAGAUAUACAAAAGGCAGCAGCAGAAGCUGCAGAAGCUUUCAGACCAAACCAAACUUUAGAAAACACUAACAGAGGGCAAGAGUGUGUGGAGGCGAUGACAACAACAGUGGAACAAGGUGUGUUUUAUAUGGAGGGAGAUCAGGAAGUGUUGGAUAUGCCUGAGUUGCUUAGGAAUAUGGUGCUCAUGUCCCCAUCACAUUGCUUAGGGUAUGAGUAUGAAGAUGCUGACUUGGAUGCUCAAGAUCCUGAGGUGUCACUAUGGAGUUUCUCAAUCUAA